Phaethon lepturus (White-tailed tropicbird) is the source of this 647-nucleotide messenger RNA. It is a transcript of the gene TIMM21, whose product is annotated as translocase of inner mitochondrial membrane 21 homolog (yeast). The transcript has 5 exons. Gene Ontology annotation, biological process: protein import into mitochondrial matrix. The annotation marks the transcript as partial. The record is from RefSeq and is a predicted model, not a curated record. NCBI's taxonomy places the organism in Eukaryota, Metazoa, Chordata, Aves, Phaethontiformes, Phaethontidae. Gene Ontology annotation, cellular component: TIM23 mitochondrial import inner membrane translocase complex.
UGAAAGAAGCUGGAAGAGACUUUACCUAUUUUAUUGUGGUGCUUGUUGGAAUUGGUGUUACAGGUGGUUUGUUCUAUGUGAUUUUUAAAGAGCUAUUCUCUUCUUCUAGUCCAAGUAAGAUCUAUGGAGAUGCCUUGGAGAAAUGCAGAUCUCACCCUGAGAUAAUUGGUGUUUUUGGUGAAUCUAUUAAAGGUUAUGGGGAGACAACAAGAAGAGGAAGACGACAGCUCGUCAGUCACAUUGAAUACGUUAAGGAUGGACUGAAACAUAUGCGUUUGAAGUUCUAUAUUGAGGGCUCUGAACCAGGGAAGCGGGGAACAGUCCAUGUGGAAGUCAAAGAGAAUCCUGAGAGAGGAAGAUUUGAGGUCCGCUACAUAUUUGUGGACGUUGACACCUAUCCUAGAAGAACCAUUGUCAUAGAAGACAACAGAUAGCCAAUGAUCACAGUUGCUGCCUCAUCUCAUUGAGUAUUGGAUGAUACUGGUGUAGCCAAUGUACACAUGAAUUAUUUGCCGUUCUUGGUUGUAUCUUGCAACUUUAAGGUUGUGUUACAGGUAGUAGACUCUCAGGGCCUCCAUUAAGGUCUUUCAUAAUAACAGGUACAGGAUUUAAGUGGAGCCAAUGAAAUAUAGUAGAGCCAUCACUUA